UCCGGGUACCGACUCCAGCCGCCCAGACUCUGGCACUAUGGUCAUGGCGGAGGGGACGGCUGUGCUGAGGCGGAACAGGCCGGGUACCAAGGCUCAGGAUUUCUAUAAUUGGCCUGAUGAAUCCUUUGAUGAAAUGGACAGUACACUUGCUGUUCAGCAGUAUAUUCAACAGAACAUAAGAGCAGAUUGUUCCAAUAUUGACAAAAUUCUUGAACCCCCUGAAGGCCAAGAUGAAGGUGUAUGGAAGUAUGAACAUUUAAGGCAAUUCUGUCUUGAGCUAAAUGGACUUGCUGUCAAACUUCAGAGUGAAUGCCAUCCAGAUACCUGCACUCAGAUGACAGCAACUGAACAGUGGAUUUUUCUUUGUGCAGCUCAUAAAACACCAAAAGAGUGUCCUGCUAUAGACUACACUAGACACACGCUUGAUGGUGCUGCAUGUCUUCUGAAUAGCAAUAAAUAUUUUCCCAGCAGAGUUAGCAUAAAGGAAUCAUCUGUAGCAAAACUAGGAUCAGUAUGCCGUAGGAUUUACAGAAUAUUUUCACAUGCUUAUUUUCAUCACCGGCAGAUAUUUGAUGAAUAUGAAAAUGAAACAUUUUUGUGUCACCGGUUUACUAAAUUUGUGAUGAAAUAUAAUUUGAUGUCCAAGGAUAACCUGAUUGUACCAAUUUUAGAAGAAGAAGUUCAGAAUUCAGUUUCUGGGGAAAGUGAAGCAUGAAGGGAGUCAUAUAGAAAAAAAUGUACUGAUCACAUAAUUAACAUUAAUUAUGUACUGUAUAUAUAUCAUUUUAGACACAUCAAUCAUGUAUCCAUAUUAUAGCUUCUUUGUUUAGCAUAGGUUUUUGUAUGCUGAGUGUUGCCUUUUAAAAUGGGAAAUACUUUUUAAGUUAUUCAUGAGCUGUAUAUUCACUGGUGUGGCACUCAUGGUUUUUAAAUAAGAUUAGUAUUAUGUUUAUAAUGCCUGUUAAUAAAAGAAUUUACAGUUUGGUAAAAUUGCUGCUAAACAAUCAUUGGAUCACAAUCCUCAUCAAAUAAACACAUCUAUAAAAAGAUGAGUGAGCUUGAGGUUUCACACAAACCAUUUAUACUAAAGACAUAGUAAUGUUUUCCUUUGGUUUUAUACCUGAGUUUAGAUAUUCUAGGAA
Molecule: messenger RNA, 1142 nt
Organism: Budorcas taxicolor (takin)
Lineage: Eukaryota; Metazoa; Chordata; Mammalia; Artiodactyla; Bovidae
Gene: MOB4
Product: MOB family member 4, phocein
Exons: 8
Coding region: 38-715 (225 amino acids)
Cellular component (GO): cytoplasm
Source: RefSeq, a predicted model, not a curated record